AUGUAUUCCUGGAAGUCAAAAUUCAAAUUUGGAAAAUCAAAAGAAGAAAAAGAAGCCAAACAUAGUGGAUUUUUUCAUUCUUCUAAAAAAGAAGAGUCACAGAAUAGUCAAGAAACCGCGGGUGACCAUGAUGCUUCAGUAACUCGUUCGUCUUUGGACAGAAAGGGAACAAUAAAUCCAUCAAAUUCAUCAGUGGUUCCAGUACGUGUUUCAUAUGAUGCAUCUUCGUCGACCUCUACUGUACGAGAUUCGAACGGCGGAAACUUAGAGAACAUCAAUUCACCUCAAAAUUUGGAUGACACAGCGAAUAUCGGCUCUACAGGAACACCUAACGAUGCCACAUCAAGUUCAGGAAUGAUGACUAUUAAAGUAUACAAUGGUGAUGGUUUCAUUUUACCUUUUCCUAUAACUUCAAGUGAGCAAAUAUUGAAUAAGCUAUUAGCCUCCGGUGUUCCUCCGCCACAUAAGGAAAUUGCCAAAGAAGUAGAUGCGCUUAUUGCACAGCUGUCUCGCGUUCAACUGAAGAACCAAGGUCCAGCAGAUGAGGAUUUGAUCUCUAGUGAAUCAGCAGCAAAGUUUAUUCCGUCCACUAUCAUGUUGCCAGGCUCCUCGACCUUAAAUCCAUUACUUUACUUCACUAUCGAAUUUGAUAAUACUGUUGCCACUAUUGAAGCAGAAUAUGGAACAAUUGCUAACCCUGGUUUCAAUAAGAUAUCUACAUUUGAUGUAACAAGAAAAUUACCAUACCUAAAGAUUGAUGUAUUUGCCAGGAUUCCCUCCAUCCUUUUGCCAUCAAAGUCAUGGCAGCAGGAAAUGGGUGUACAGGACGAGAAGCUGCAAGCCAUCUUCGAUAAAAUAAAUUCUAACCAAGAUAUACAUUUAGAUUCCUUCCAUUUGCCUAUUAACCUAAGUUUUGACUCCGCGGCCAGUAUUAGAUUAUAUAACCACCACUGGAUUACCUUAGAUAAUGGCUUAGGAAAGAUCAACAUCAGCAUUGACUACAAACCCUCUAGAAACAAGCCCUUGUCAAUAGAUGAUUUUGACCUUUUGAAGGUUAUUGGUAAGGGUUCGUUUGGCAAGGUAAUGCAGGUCAGAAAGAAAGAUACACAGAAAGUUUACGCCUUGAAGGCAAUUAGAAAAUCAUAUAUUGUGUCCAAAUCUGAAGUUACGCAUACUUUAGCCGAAAGGACAGUUUUAGCUCGCGUUGAUUGUCCAUUCAUCGUACCCUUGAAAUUUUCCUUUCAAUCACCAGAAAAAUUGUAUUUUGUGUUGGCGUUUAUCAAUGGUGGUGAGCUGUUCUAUCACCUACAAAAGGAAGGAAGAUUCGAUUUGUCUCGUGCCAGAUUUUAUACAGCUGAACUGUUAUGUGCGUUAGACAACUUGCACAAAUUGGAUGUCAUUUAUCGUGAUUUGAAGCCAGAGAAUAUUCUAUUAGAUUACCAAGGGCAUAUUGCACUUUGUGAUUUCGGGCUGUGUAAACUGAAUAUGAAGGACGAUGACAAGACGGACACAUUCUGUGGCACCCCAGAAUAUCUGGCACCAGAACUAUUAUUAGGUUUAGGUUAUUCAAAGGCAGUAGAUUGGUGGACGCUGGGUGUCUUGUUAUAUGAGAUGUUGACGGGCCUCCCUCCAUACUAUGACGAGGAUGUUCCGAAAAUGUAUAAGAAAAUUUUGCAAGAGCCACUAGUAUUCCCAGACGGAUUCGAUAGAGAUGCGAAGGAUUUAUUGAUCGGUCUAUUAAGUCGUGACCCGACGAGAAGGUUGGGCUACAAUGGCGCCGAUGAAAUUAGAAAUCAUCCUUUUUUCAGUCAAUUGUCGUGGAAGCGUUUGCUGAUGAAGGGUUAUAUUCCCCCAUACAAGCCUGCCGUUAGUAAUUCUAUGGAUACUAGCAAUUUUGAUGAGGAAUUUACUAGGGAGAAGCCAAUCGAUAGUGUGGUCGAUGAAUAUUUAAGUGAAAGCGUUCAAAAGCAAUUCGGUGGCUGGACAUAUGUUGGAAAUGAACAGCUCGGUAGCUCAAUGGUACAAGGCAGAAGCAUUAGAUAG
Molecule: messenger RNA, 2043 nt
Organism: Saccharomyces kudriavzevii IFO 1802
Lineage: Eukaryota; Fungi; Ascomycota; Saccharomycetes; Saccharomycetales; Saccharomycetaceae
Gene: YPK1
Product: serine/threonine protein kinase YPK1
Exons: 1
Coding region: 1-2043 (680 amino acids)
Biological process (GO): protein phosphorylation
Molecular function (GO): ATP binding; protein serine/threonine kinase activity
Source: RefSeq, a predicted model, not a curated record